Molecule: messenger RNA, 1217 nt
Organism: Bipolaris maydis ATCC 48331
Lineage: Eukaryota; Fungi; Ascomycota; Dothideomycetes; Pleosporales; Pleosporaceae
Molecular function (GO): acetylpyruvate hydrolase activity
Source: RefSeq, a predicted model, not a curated record
AUGGGGUCCAUUAGUGAAGUCAAUACCGCGUGCGGUAUGCCCACGAGCUGGACAAGAUUAAUACGUUUUGUCGCCGAGGAAGACAAUUUCGAACACCUCGGUGAACCUCUCGAUGCAAAUAUCGACGUUGGUGCAGCUCUAGCGUUUGGGGAGAAAGUUCAAGCCCGCGUCUUCACAGAAACGUCUGUUCUCUCGUUACAAAACAAGCCCACAAGCACAGUCCUCACAGUUUUGAGAUUACUUCCGCCACUCUCAAAGUCGGAAGUAGGAACUAUCCGCUGCAUAGGCUUGAACUACCGGAAGCAUGCAAAAGAAAUGAAUCUGGAUCUUCCCAACCACCCUACACUCUUCUUCAAGCCUUCAACAUGUUUGGGCGCUCCGAACGCUCCACUGUUGAUACCGCAUCAAGCCACCGAUGGCCAAGCAGAUUAUGAAGCCGAACUCGCAGUCAUCAUAGGCAAAGCCGCGAGGAAUGUCACCAAAGAUAACGCAAUGGAGUACGUCCUGGGCUAUACAUGUUCCAACGAUGUGACAGCCCGAGUCCAUCAAUUCAAUGGCGCCCAGUGGAGUUUUGGAAAAGGCUUUGAUGGAUUCGCGCCGCUAGGUCCUUGCCUCGUAUCUGCCGCUGCAAUACCCGAUCCUGGUCAAAUCGAGCUGAAGACCAUGCUGAAUGGCGAAACGAUGCAAUAUUCUCUUGCAAACGAUAUGAUAUUCAGCAUUUCGGAAAUCGUGGCAUAUCUCAGUCAAGGAACGACGCUGGAGCCGGGUACAGUAAUCAUGACUGGCACACCACAUGGUAUUGGAGUGAGCAAAGUACCAAAGGUGUGGUUGAAACCUGGGGAUGAUUUGAGAAUUGUAAUGAGCCAUGGUAUGGGAAGUCUAGUGACACCAAUUGUUUACGAAGCGCAGCCCAAGCUCAGAUAAUUCAGAGAAACGCUCAACUCAUUCAACCCGAAACAUAGCUAAAAUGUAGUAGUCGAAUUAUAUUUGUCCGGUGCAUCGUUGGUCAAAAGCUUGUCAAAAUGAACUCGGGAUUAUUGAAACCCGAAAAGCAUCUGUUCCUGAGUGAUACUGUCAAGAACAUGCUCCCAUUGCUGCAGAUCUGUAGAUGGAUCGCCCCAAGGAGGCGCUUGCCAUUGGAAGGGACCUCCUGCACCGAAAUUGAGUAAACCUGGUACUGCCUCUGAGCUGUCUAUCGUUUCUGGCGAGACAAAGUU